This is a messenger RNA of Histoplasma capsulatum G186AR, 585 nucleotides long. RefSeq lists its product as uncharacterized. Lineage: Eukaryota; Fungi; Ascomycota; Eurotiomycetes; Onygenales; Ajellomycetaceae. The coding region runs from base 1 to 585 and encodes 194 amino acids. The record is from RefSeq and is a predicted model, not a curated record. The transcript is spliced from 5 exons.
AUGAACAAAGGUAACGUCUUCAGAAUCGCGCCUAAUGCGCGAAUCAGAUGGGGGUGGAAUACAUUUAUCAUUUGUGGAAUAUCCGUCUACAUGAAUAGUAGUCUUCUCGCAGGACGGGACUCGAACAUAAACGCAAUACUAUGUAUCGAUUCAGGUCUCUUGGAGUCUGUAUCCAUUCCUCCUUCCAACGAGUCAUACAUAACUCUUGGCCAUGGCGCAUUCUCAUUGACCAUCUUGUAUGUCCUCUCAGUUAUUCGGCGAAACGCUUGCCAAGAAGGACGAGUGAUCCUGGUUCCUGGCAAGCCGCCAGAUCGACGGGUGGCAUUCAUUGGCAGCAUUGGCGGGUUUCUUAGACGGGCCCCGGGAUUUACCCAAGACCAGGGGGGCUCAAGGCUCACUGUCCAUGAUCGGCACAUUUCGAACAAGAACCCUCCCCUCCGAAGAAAACAUCAUGUCAGCAGCCGGGCUGUCGUCUCCGCUGAAAUUGCGAUCGUCAGGAGCUACUCAUGCGGCAUCAACAUCAUCGGUGCAAAGCGACAUAAACCAGUUUUGUUGGCCAGUACAUGCCUGCCUCCUGAACUCUGA